Molecule: messenger RNA, 1794 nt
Organism: Cotesia congregata
Lineage: Eukaryota; Metazoa; Arthropoda; Insecta; Hymenoptera; Braconidae
Source: the annotation of a GenBank genome assembly
AUGGAGACUGAAAUAUAUCGAGCAUGUGAAAAUGGCGCUGAUGAAAAAAAUUUAAUCAUCCAAGAGUAUGAAACGAUAGUAGAAAGUCUUCAGCAAGAUUUAAACGCUUGCAAGCUUGAGCAGAAGCGUUUGAGAGAAGAGAUAGAAAUUUUGAAGCAGGAAAAUAAAAAUGCGUCUGACUUAGCUCGCGAAUCAUUUAAACAUGCCAAUAAUACAGAGUGUCCAAACAAUGCUGGUAAUCAGGAAAAUAUAGACAAUUUAAAGCAACAGAUAUCAAUAAUACAAUCGGAGAAAGAGUCAAUGUUUCAAUUAUGGCAAAUGGCUCUGAAAGCUGUUGAUGUACUUGAGCAAGAAUUAAAAGCAACUCAUCCGUCCGAUGGUAAAACUAAAAGUAAGUAUUAUGAAGAGCAAAUAAAUAGUGUUAAGGAAGCUUAUUCAGAAGCUAUUAAGGUACUAGAAGCAAAGCUUAUUCAAGUAAGAGAUAAUUUCACUCGACACCAAACCCUCUGGGAGUCUACUAGAGAUAAGUUGGCUCUUCUUAAAAAUGAAAAGACUGAUUUAGAAAAUAAGAUAGUAUAUUUACAAAAUGAACUAACGUCCAAAGAAGAAACAAGUAGCAAAACUAUUGAAAUUUUAAAGGCUGACUGUAUCAAUGCUAAGCAACAAGUUGAGAAUAUUCAGAAUCUUAAAUUAAAAGUCGACAAUGAGCUGAUAGAAAUGAAAGCAUUUGCCAACAGACUAGCUGCUAAGGAUCUAGAGUCUAAAGAAAAAGUUGCUGAGGCUAUUGAGUUGAUAGAGACGGCGGUAAGGGAAAAAGAAAUAGUUUUACAGCGCGAAGCUCGAGUUAUUGAGGAGAAAUCAAAGUUAGAAAAUCGACUGGCUAAUUUAUCUAAAGAAUUUACCGCAAGGUUAGACAAAGAGUUGACUGAGUUGAAAAGUAACUACGAGAAAAAUAUACAAAAGUAUUUAUUUGAAAUAAAAGAACUCAAAGCGGAACUGCGAGAUAAAGGGACGCUUAUUGAUCGCGUACAACGAGAGUCUAGAUUGUAUGAAGAAGAACUACUAAAAGUGCGACAUAGCUCAGAAGAUAUGCUGCAGAGGAAUAAUUCAAGGUCCAUUGAGUUGGAGCAAAAGUUGAAGGACGCUGAAUACAAGAUUGAAAAUUGCGAAGAAACUUGUAGGCGUAAGUACGAAGAGAGAAUUCGCCAGUCUGAUAAUAAAGUUAAUGAGCUCGAGGAAAAAUUGGCAAGUUGCAACGAUCGGUUGAGAAGGAAUCAAAUGUACAGCAUGAGAGAUGUUGAGGAUCGGGUCAAAGAAGCUGACGACAGAACCAAAGAAGCUUUUGAGAGGUAUGCUGGUCUUGAAAAACGUUUUGCGCGGGCUCUCGAAGAACGCGAAGGUAUUUCAAAUGAGCUGAGAACACUACAACUAACUUUUGAUCGCGAAAUAACUCGGCGUGAUAACGAACGUCGUUUGCUGGACUCCCGUAUUAGGGAACUGCAAGAAGAACUGCGAAAAGCUAAUGAUUUAGCUGACAAAGCAACUGCUAGAGCCAAUUCACUGUUGGAGAAAAUAAAUUUUUUGGAGAAAAAUGCUCAAGAGUGGAAAGAAGAGGCCCAGUCAUUAGCCGAUAAAUUUCAAAGCCGUUACAAAGAACUCCGUUCAAAAGUCAGUAUAUUAAAAAAUGAAAACGAAGAACUUAAUAAAGAAUUAGUGACUUGUCGACAACAGAUAGUCGCUGUACAACGUGCUCACUUGAUGGAAAGAUACGAUCAUGGUGAAGGUGCAAGGUGA